GAUGGUAGCUACCAGGUUCUUACCAAACUCUCCUUCUCCCCCCUUCCCCUCUGCUUCAAUUAAUGUGCGAUUGCUCUUCCUUUCUGGCAACUACCUCCUUAAUUCUCUCACGCCCUUCGAAUGCUACUUCUUCCUUACUCACCUCGCCUUCUCUCGUCUCUCACUCUCUCCUUCCCUUUCUUCUUCUCGUCUUUUGGUUUCUUGAAUGUUUAAUCAAAUUCUUUGCCAAUACCAAAUUACAGCCCUUGCCUCUUUAUUCCGUGAUGGCGCCGGCCUUUGUCCACCGCGAUCGCAACGCGGUCUGCGUCAUGGACGCUUCAUCCCGCCUCGGCGUCUCCCUCGUCAUCAGACUCCUGCAGAGAGGUUACACAGUUCACGCCGCCGGUUACAGCCGUGGCAAACAUAGAGCGACCUUGGAGAGGCUAUCGGCCGAGAACCGGCGGCUUCGCCUCUUCGAUGCCGACCCCUUCGAUUACCACAGCAUCGUCGACGCCGUCCGCGGCUGCUCAGGGCUCUUCUACGCCUUCGACCCACCUCAGGAAGAGCCGUAUGAUGAUUUGGUGGUGGACGUGGAGGUGAGAGCUGCACACAACGCGGUGGAAGCAUGUGCUCAGGUGGAAACCAUGGAGCGGGUGGUUUUCACCUCCUCGGUGACCGCCGUGGUUUGGCAAGAACACCGGGAGCUGGCCGUGGAAUUCGACGAGAGAGAAUGGAGUGAACCUUCCUUCUGCAGAAAAAACAAACUUUGGCACGCGGUGGCGAAGACGCUGGCGGAGAAGACAGCCUGGGCGUUGGCGAUGGACAGAGGCGUGGACAUGAUCUCCAUCAACGCCGGGCUGGUGAUGGUGCCGGAGCUCUCCGCGAACAGCUCUUACUUGAAAGGCGCGAUGGAGAUGUACCACGCCGGCGUCCUCGUCACGGUGGACGUUGACUUCCUCGUCGACGCCCACGUGGCUGUGUACGAGAGCGCAGAGGCUUACGGGCGCUACCUCUGCUUCAACAAUGUGAUUCGCCGGCCACCCGACGCCACCAAACUAGCCGAGAUGCUCUCCCCUGACGUUGUUCACCCCCCUGCAUGCUACGAGUUGAAGGUAGAAGAGCAGCAUAUCCAGAACAAGAAGCUAAACAAAGUGUUGAUGGACUUCGAUCCAGGGAGACAAGUGGAUGAGCAGGAGCUGAACAGGUUAACGAUGGAUUAAAUUUACUCUGCAACAGUGAAGUCGGUUUAGCAGAUGGGUAUACUGUGGAAUUACAUUGUCAAAUUUCUGUCGCCAAUGAAGUAUUUGUCUCAAGCCGAUUUAAAUUGUUGGAGCAAAAGAAGUUUCGAUAAUUAAUUGGUCGAAUAAAAUUACAGAUGAGUUAUUUUAUGAGUGUAUUGUUAUAAAUUAUUUUUUUUCUAGAGUAUAAGGAAUUAAUAUUGAAGAUUGUCUGAGCAA
Molecule: messenger RNA, 1436 nt
Organism: Zingiber officinale
Lineage: Eukaryota; Viridiplantae; Streptophyta; Magnoliopsida; Zingiberales; Zingiberaceae
Product: cinnamoyl-CoA reductase 1-like
Exons: 5
Coding region: 63-1199 (378 amino acids)
Biological process (GO): steroid biosynthetic process
Molecular function (GO): 3-beta-hydroxy-Delta5-steroid dehydrogenase (NAD+) activity
Source: RefSeq, a predicted model, not a curated record